CGGCGCCCAACCCACCCACCAGACCAGACCACCACCGCGUCGUGCGUGAUGAUGCGACGGUGCUCCGCCCAAGACUCGCGGGUGCUCCGUCUCCGCCUGUGCGCCCGGCGAGUGCUCCGCCCCCGCUCCGGGCGAUUGCUCUCCGCCUUCCUCAAGCUCCGCCGCGAGGUGGCGAAGCCGGUGGAGGUGUUCGACGCCGAGCAAUUCGAGCGGAUGCCGCGGUGGGGGCAGCCGGAUGACGCCUACGCCUGCAGCGCUUCUUGCCCAUCCCCGGGUCGGAUUGGAGCGAGUUGUGCACCAAGCUCUUCACCCAUGCCGGCGUCUUCAAGACUAUCGCCAGGAUCGUCGCCGGUGGUAAGGACGGCGACAAGAUUGUGUCAUUGUUGGCAGGACCAAUAACCCACUACCGUCUCAAGAAACCCCCCAGUACAACUGGCCUGACCGAGUUGAUUGCCGUAAUGCAUGCAGAUCGCACCAGGCGCUCCAUGCUAUGGCAGAAGUUCAAGCCGGAGGGAAUACAAAGGAUCAUGGACUUGGUUGCUAGGUGCCCUGAACUGCAAGGCAAGGCGCCACUGCGAUUCCCCCAUGCAGUGGGAUGUGGCCCAAACUGGCUACCGGAACGCCCCAGACGUUGCAGGCGGACAACUAAUCACACACCCGCAGAUCUUCUCACUCGUGCAUUUCUGCGUAAGAGGCUACUUUCAAUUCAGGGGAAAAAACAUUCAGCACGUUCCAGAAAUCCACCAUCCCAAUCUGCCACGCCAUACAUGAAAAUGGUACAGAUCACUCCACAGCCAGAACUUCUUGAAGGUGUUUCCCAUGCUCCUGCUGUGCGUCGUAUACCACAUAUCAUGACAGGUCCAUCUAAAAAUUCAGGCAUCUUCCAAUCAGCAACUGAUGCAGCAGCGAGUGGAAAUCAGGGAGCCAAUUCGACUGUUUCAGAGAAACAAGGCAUCUCUCCACUGUACUCGAUCUAAAGCUGCCAUAUGCUUGAUGCUUGCCAUGGCCGGAGGUUGCUGAAUUGCAUGUAAUGGAUAUAGGAAGUCUGCGGGCAAAAUAAUUUUCUGUUUCCUUUUUCUGAGACUCUGGUUGUCUGGUUCUGUCGGAGUCAGAGAUAGAACUGGUUGCAGCUCCUGUAGUGGUAAAUUGCAAAUAUAAUGGGGGAGUGUUGGAGGAAGAUUUUGUCUUUCCCGGUCGUAUGCAUUGUUGCACCUGUUGUGUUCAUGCGAGUAUUUCAU
Setaria italica (foxtail millet) is the source of this 1238-nucleotide messenger RNA. RefSeq lists its product as uncharacterized. The record is from RefSeq and is a predicted model, not a curated record. NCBI's taxonomy places the organism in Eukaryota, Viridiplantae, Streptophyta, Magnoliopsida, Poales, Poaceae. The transcript has 8 exons. The coding region runs from base 459 to 977 and encodes 172 amino acids.